Messenger RNA from Struthio camelus australis, 4227 nucleotides. It is a transcript of the gene SLC26A9, whose product is annotated as solute carrier family 26 member 9. Gene Ontology annotation, molecular function: sulfate transmembrane transporter activity; chloride transmembrane transporter activity; oxalate transmembrane transporter activity. NCBI's taxonomy places the organism in Eukaryota, Metazoa, Chordata, Aves, Struthioniformes, Struthionidae. Gene Ontology annotation, biological process: transmembrane transport. Gene Ontology annotation, cellular component: plasma membrane. The record is from RefSeq and is a predicted model, not a curated record.
AGCACCUCUCUGCCUGGGCUUUCCUGCCACAUCUGCAGCUCCCCUCGCAGAAUUAGCCCUUUCUUCGCCCGGCGAGGCGCAGGGAUGAACCACGCGAGACCUCGCUAUGUCAUCGAACGUCCUGCAUAUUCGGUCAGCCUCUUUGACGAAGAGUUUGAGAAGAAAAGCAGAAGUUAUCCAGUUGGGGAAAAACUGAAAAACCUUUUCAGAUGUUCAGCUUCCAGAUUCAAACUCAUCCUCUUCAGCCUGUUCCCAAUUCUUGCGUGGCUUCCCAAGUAUAAAAUUAAGGACUAUGUUUUGCCUGAUGUUCUUGGCGGGCUCAGUGCCGGGACGAUUCAGGUACCACAAGGGAUGGCCUUCGCACUACUGGCCAAUCUACCUCCCGUCAAUGGGCUCUACUCCUCCUUCUUCCCCUUAGUAACAUACUUCUUCCUUGGCGGCAUCCAUCAGAUGGUCCCAGGUACUUUUGCAGUCAUCAGCAUUAUUGUUGGGAACGUUUGCAAUGAGCUGGCUCCAGAAUCGGACUUCCAGUAUUUUAAUCAUACCACCAACGAGAUCAGUGUGAACACCACUGCUCUGGAAGCAGCUAGAUUGGAGAUCUCUGCCACGCUAGCCUGCCUGACAGCCAUCAUACAACUGUGCCUGGGAUUCGUGCAGUUUGGCUUUGUUGCUAUCUACCUCUCAGAGUCUUUCAUCAGGGGCUUCAUGACAGCAGCGGGGUUGCAGAUCCUCAUCUCCGUGCUCAAGUACGUCUUCGGCUUGACAGUACCGUCUUACACCGGGCCCUUAGCUAUCGUCUAUACAUUCAUUGAUAUUUGUAAAGGUCUUCCCAAGACCAACGUGGCUUCCCUCGUCUAUGCCUUGGUCAGUGCUGUGCUCCUGAUCAUUGUUAAGGAGCUCAACCUAAAGUACAUGAAAAAGAUUCGGAUGCCCAUCCCCAUGGAGAUCAUUAUCGUGAUUGUUGCAACUGCGAUCUCUGGCAGCUUUAACAUGCCUGAGAAGUACAACAUGCCGAUAGUUGGGAAGAUCAGCAUGGGCUUCCCAGCCCCAACCUUGCCUCUGGUGAACAAGUGGAAGGACAUGAUAGGCACAGCUUUCUCACUCGCCAUCGUGAGCUACGUGAUCAACUUAGCUAUGGGGAGAACUCUGGCAGCCAAGCACGGCUAUGAUGUGGACCCCAACCAGGAAAUGCUGGCCCUGGGCUGCAGUAACUUCUUUGGAUCCUUCUUCAAAAUCCAUGUGAUCUGCUGUGCUCUCUCCGUCACUCUCGCUGUGGACGGGGCAGGAGGGAAAUCACAAGUGGCAAGUUUCUUUGUGGCACUGGUGGUUAUGGUGACCAUGCUGGCUCUGGGGAUCUACCUCGAACCGCUUCCAAAGUCUGUCCUGGGAGCACUUAUUGCAGUGAACCUGAAAAACUCCCUCAAGCAGCUGGCUGAUCCCUUCUACCUGUGGAAGAAGAGCAAGUUGGACUGUCUGGUGUGGCUGGUGAGCUUCCUGUCUGCUUUCUUCCUGAGCCUGCCCUACGGUGUUGCUGUGGGCGUGGGAUUUUCUGUGCUGGUAGUGGUUUUCCAUACCCAGUUCCGUAAUGGUUCUGCCCUGGGCCAAGUAACUUCCACUGACAUCUACAAGAACCCUAAGGCCUACAACAAGGUAUACGAACUUAACGGGAUUAAAAUUGUAACCUACUGCUCCCCACUGUACUUUGCCAACUCAGAGAUAUUCCGGGAGAAGAUUAUAACCAAGACUGGGGUGGAUCCCAGUAAAGUGUACUUAGCCAGGAAGAAAUUUGUGAAACGGCAGAAGAAGGGAACUGUACAGCCACCAACAAACCUACCAAAAUUCCUACUGAGGCAGAACAAGACCUUGUCUUUGCAAGAGCUCCAGAAAGAUUUUGAAAGCACCUCUCCAACAGAUACCAACAACAACCAGACGACUGCUAAUGGUGCCAGCAUCUCUUACAUCACAUUCCGCCCUCCUGCUAACGGUGCUGGGCAGGUGCACACCUCCAGUGAGCUGGGCAGCACCACCAGUCUGCCAGGAAGCACCGUCAGCAUCAUGCCUGCAGCAGAUGUUGACCCUAUGACGACAGCACCGCCCUAUGUCAGCUUCCACACCAUCAUCCUUGACAUGAGCGGAGUGUGCUUUGUGGAUCUCAUGGGCACAAAAGCACUGGGCAAGUUGUGUUCCAGUUAUCAGAAGAUUGGGAUUAAAGUGUUCUUGGCAAACGUGCAUGCCCAGGUGUACAACGACAUUAGCACAGGUGGAGUCUUUGAGGAAGGGGGCCUGGACCAAAGUCACAUCUUCUUGACUAUCCAUGAUGCUGUUUUGUUUGCACUGGCAAAUACCAAAGAAGUUGUCCACCCUCCCAUCUUAGAAGAGAGGCCAAAUCAGACUGAGCUUUCCAUCUAUGACGAGUCUGUGGAUGAAAGCAGUGCAGAGUUCAAGAACCUGGAGGAGGAGAUGUUUGGAAGCAUGUUCCACUCAGAGGCGCAGACAGCUCUGUGAGCACGUGGGGAGCGUCAGAGUACGGGCAAACCCUUCAGAUCAGACUCCUGUCUCCCACCCCUUCACAAAGAACUGCACUUCUCUCUGGAGAUAAAAUCAGUUUGCAAAGGAAGGGGCCAUCACACCUCCCGAACUGAUACCUUCUUCCCUCCUGCCUGCUCAGCUUCUGGUAGUCAGAGCAAUGAACUCUGGAGCAGGUAACAGAAAACUACGGAAGCAGGAACUCAGGAAAUGCUAUUCCAUUAAUCACAAAAGAGAAGCGAGUUCAUUUGAUGGCAGGUGCCUUAAUGACUGGAAUGAUUAGUCAUCAUUGCCAACCAAGUGGCCUCCUUUGUCUCACUCUAGAACACAAUUGCACUCUUCUACCCACACAGGCAUUACAUAAUUUGGGCAUCCCACUUCUUUCUUUUUUUUUUUUUCUCUUUUACUGAUGAAGUGAAAUAUAAGGAAAUACUAUGAGCUUUUCAUGGCUUUGAUUCAUGAGCAAAAGCAGCUCUUGCAAGGUGCAAUGACGCAGCUUUGUACGGUAAUGUUGUUUUACAAAGUGCACUGACUUUCAGGGUGUCUGCACAGUAAGUGCAAAUCCUUGAAUUUCCCUAUGUUUCCGUGUUGCACCGCCUCUACCUUUUCUGUGGCCCCAUCAUCCCCCGGUACUGCUCCCUCUGUGACCCAUAGUCCCAGAACCACUGCCUCAAACCAGUGCUGUAUUUUUGACACCCUGAAGAUCUUGGUACACUGUCUCAGUAGGGCUGCUUUCUGGAUUACCUUUUUUGUGCGUGCGUGUGUGUAACAGGACUAUUUUGUAACCAGACCUAAGAAUCCCGUGUUGCUGUGUGUUAUAUGCACAGACUGGCCUGCUUACAGAAUUGGGGUCCAAUUCAAACCCUUCUGAAGUAUUUUAGUGAUCUUUCUGCUGACUGGAUUGGGUUUUGGAUAAGGCUCUUAGGCUGUGCAUGUCAUGAAAGCAGUAAUUCCAAAGGUGCUCUGGCCUCCUUCCCAUUUUUUUGUUGACUGGAAUGACUGAAAGACUCAGUUCAGAACAUGGACGAGUGUUUCGGGGAGAUCUAUUUUUUCCAAAUAAUUUCGAUCACAAGUGAGAGCACCUUCUGCACAAUUUUCAUGAUGUCAUAGAUACAGAGCAAUAAAAUUGAAAUUUGAGCAUAUUUUAUGCCUGCAACUAGGGAACAGCCCGAGUGACACCCUGUGCUACGUAGGGCUUCUGAUAAAUGUCUCUUAAAUGGUCAUCUAUUCAGCAAAAGAAACCUCUUUUAUAGUAAUGUGAUCUUUCCAUAACAAUUUUCUACUGCAGGUUUGAUGACUUUCAUUAAAAUUCACCACAGACUGAUGCUACCAGGAUCACCUACCUCUCAGGCAAAGAAGCUUGACUCACUAACCCACAGACAGACAGAUGAGAUCUUGAUCAUUUCUAAAAAUCUAACAUUCUUUUAUAUGUGAGUGAUGCUAAUAACAGCUGCUAUUUUAGGGUUUUUUUUUUUCCAAUGCCUUCAUUUUUACCCAGUACUAAUGCUAUGACAGUUAUGACAAGAUGAAAAUAUAAAGUCUGAAAAAAAGCAAGCAUAAGCCAAGGGCUAAUGGGACCCUUCUUCAAUGCAUUUCAACCUCAAACAUGGGUUUUAUGAGAAUAAGGUUAUUACAAAAGUUUGGACAAAGACACAUACUGGUAUGUCUUCAACUGCAAUGAAAACAACUCUUUCUGUUUGA